Messenger RNA from Parascedosporium putredinis, 3237 nucleotides. Lineage: Eukaryota; Fungi; Ascomycota; Sordariomycetes; Microascales; Microascaceae. The record is from the annotation of a GenBank genome assembly.
AUGCGGUGCGAACCGUUAUCUCAGGAUGACGAGAGUUUCAAUUCCAUCACCGGCCUUAACGGCAGCGGUAAAUCCAAUAUUCUGGACGCCAUAUGCUUCGUCCUCGGCAUCACCAACAUGUCGACGGUUCGCGCUCAGAACCUACAGGACCUCAUCUACAAGCGCGGCCAGGCCGGUGUUACUAAGGCCAGUGUCACAAUCGUCUUCGACAACCGCGAUAAGAAAAAGUCCCCCAUCGGCUUCGAGGAAUACGCCACUAUCAGUGUCACGAGGCAAAUCGUUCUGGGAGGCACAUCCAAAUACCUCAUCAACGGCCACCGAGCACAGCAGCAAACAGUACAAAACCUGUUCCAGUCAGUGCAGCUAAAUAUCAACAACCCAAAUUUCCUCAUCAUGCAAGGUCGCAUCACCAAGGUGCUCAACAUGAAGCCUGUUGAGAUUUUGGCCAUGAUCGAAGAGGCUGCGGGGACUAGGAUGUUUGAGGACAGGAGGGACAAGGCCAUCAAAACCAUGGCCAAGAAGGAGAUGAAACUCCAGGAGAUCACCGAGCUGGUGGUGGCUUAUGACUACGUCUCCAAUGUUGAGAAGCUCAAGAGGUCUGCUGCCGACUUGGAGGCAAAGGUGGCGCGGCAAAAGGAACUUGACGAGUCUACGGCGCGCUUGAAGAGCGAAAUCCAUCAUCUCGAAGAAGACGUGAAGCGUGUACGCACCCAAAGGGACAAGGAGCUACGAAAGGGUGGAAAGGCCCAGGCUUUGGAGGAGGCAGUCAAGAAGCAUUCCAACGAGCUUGUACGGUUAGCUACCGUCAUGGAGUUGAAGAAGUCUAGUCUUGCCGAAGAGGAGGAGAAGAAGACUGCGGUUGAGAAAACAGUCGCGGAACUGGAAGCCUCCCUGACAGAAAAGGUCACUGCUUUUGAAACGAUCAAGUCCAAGUACGACGCGGCCAAAGAAGACCUAGAGAAACAAACCCAGGAGGCCGAGUCAAAGGAGGAACUCCUCCAGACUCUCCAGACAGGCGUUGCUUCAAAGGAUGGCCAGGAGAACGGCUAUCAGGGCCAACUCCAGGAUGCCAGGAAUCGGGCCACCGCCUCCAUCACGGAACAGGAACAGGCAAAGAUCAAGAUUGCUCAUCUCGAGAAGCGGGUCAAGGAGGAAGAGCCCCGGGCAAAGAAGGCCAAGGAAGCCAACGCCGGUUUGCUCAAGGAGCUCGAAGGUCUCAGAGCUGACGCCCAGAAAUUCGAAAAGGAACUCGGCAAACUAGGCUUCGAGCCGGGCCAAGAGGAGGAGAUGUACAAACAGGAGUCUUCUCUUCAACAAAAGAUUCGGGAACUGCGACACGAGGCAGACGCUUUGCGACGCAAGGUUGCGAACAUUGACUUCACCUACGCAGACCCCGCGCCCGGUUUUGACCGUUCCAAGGUCAAAGGCUUGGUCGCUCAGCUCUUCACACUCGGCAAGGAGCAUACCCACGCCGGAACUGCCCUUGAAAUCUGUGCGGGCGGCCGUCUCUACAACGUUGUCGUCGACACCGAAGUGACGGGCACUCAACUUCUCAAGAAUGGCAAGCUCCGCAAGAGGGUCACCAUCAUCCCGCUCAACAAGAUCGCGGCCUUCAAGGCGUCUGCGCAAUCCAUUGCAACCGCCCAGAAGAUCGCGCCUGGCAAAGUCGACCUUGCCCUAUCGUUGGUUGGUUAUGAUGACGAGGUCUCUGCAGCGAUGGAGUUUGUCUUUGGCAACACUCUAAUCUGUGCCGAUGCAGAGACCGCCAAGAAGGUCACUUUUGAUCCCAGCGUUCGUAUGCGAAGCAUCACACUCGAGGGUGACGCAUAUGAUCCCUCGGGAACCCUGUCGGGUGGCAGCGCACCCAACUCAAGUGGUGUGUUAGUGACUUUGCAGAAAUUAAACCUCCUCACGAGGCAGUUGAACGAAGCCGAGACGACACUCAAGCAACUUCAGCUCACAAUCGCCAAGGAGAAAUCCAAGCUAGAUAAGGCCAAGCAGAUCAAGCAGGCUCUCGAUCUCAAGGCGCACGAGAUUAAACUCGCCGAAGAGCAGAUUGGCGGCAACUCUGCCUCGUCCAUUAUCCAAGAAGUAGCCGUCAUGAAAGAGACCAUUUCCCAAUUGAAGAAUGAUAUUGCAGAGGCCAAGAAACGCCACACGGAAGCCACAGCCGACAAUUCGGGCUCUGUCAAGAUCCUCCAAAAGGAGGUCCAAGUAGCCCAGCUGGACUCAGAGCAGGCCGGCGCGGAUUUGUCAGGCACUCAAGAGCAACUACAAGAAGUUGAGCUCGCCAUCGCUUCCCAGAAGCAGGAAAUUGAGGGACUCGUCAAAGAGCAGGCCAAGGUUCAGGACACACACGACACGGUACAAGCGCAGCUGGAGGAUGAGCGGUCCAAGCUUAACAUCUUUGACGAUGAACUUCGCGCGCUCGAGGAAGCCACGCGAUCCAAGAACAAGAGAAUCACCGAGGACGGCCUCGAACUUCAAAAGCUCGGCCACCAGAUUGACAAGUUCGACAAGGAACAGCAGCACGCUGCUGAAGAAGUCAAGAAGCUCGAGUCCAAACACGACUGGAUUGUCGACGAGCGCGACAAGUUUGGCCGUCAAGGGACCCCUUACGACUUCCACAACCAAAACAUUCGCGAAUGCCGCGCGACGCACCGCAAUUUAACGGAACGUUUCCAAGGCAUGAAGAAGAAGAUCAACCCCAAGGUUAUGAACAUGAUUGACAGCGUGGAAAAGAAGGAGGUCUCGCUCAAGCACAUGAUGAAGACGGUCAUCCGUGAUAAGCGCAAGAUUGAGGAGACCAUUGUUUCCCUCGACGACUACAAGAAGAAGGCGCUCCAGGAGACCUGGGAGAAGGUCAAUGGGGACUUUGGCCAGAUCUUUGCCGAACUGCUUCCCGGAAGCUUCGCGAAGCUUGACCCCCGAAGGCAAGACGAUCAGCGAAGGCUUGGAAGUCAAGGCCAAAGGUCCCUCAUUGCCCUGUCCCUCAUCAUGGCACUCUUACAGUUCAAGCCAGCACCCAUGUACAUUCUGGACGAGGUUGACGCCGCUCUCGAUCUCUCCCACACACAAAACAUUGGCCGUCUCAUCAAGACGCGGUUCAAGGGCUCGCAGUUUAUCGUUGUCAGUUUGAAGGAUGGCAUGUUCCAGAAUGCGAACCGCAUCUUCCGUACAAGAUUCAGCGAGGGCACGAGUAUGGUGCAGGCACUUACGCCCGCAGACCUCAGGUAA